GAGACAAAUUAAAGCUGAUGGUGAGGAGCGGAAAUGCCUUCUUUUGUGUUUAUGAGUAAUUGUUUGAAAUUCAGUGGAUGUGCAAUCUUUUCGUGAUUCACUCAGUGUUAUUGAUAUUUGCUUGGACACUUCUCUGUGACUCGGAUUCUAGGAAAUUCUCACGAGACCAAAGUAACCUCAGGCAUUCCUGAACAGCGAAGACACCCACCGAUGAUCGCGGGAGGAUGUCAUGGGGCGGUCCAAGAGGAGAGCCAGAAGACCCGCCAAAACGGUGAUCCUCACGAUUGUGUCCAAGGAUCACGGGACGAUUGUGAGUGUGGACAAGGAUCGUCUUGUGUAUCGAGCUGAAGGGAAUGCCAAUCUUGUGCUAGCCAUUCCGGACCUCAAGCAAGUGCUGCGGCUGCGGAAGUCACCGCCCAAAGACAAUGAGAGAUCCACGGCGAUCGAGCAUGUGAUCAUGGUGACGGAAUAUGCGAGGAUUGUGUCGUCUCUCUUCUCUGAAUGCUUAACAAUCGAGCCGAAGCUGGUCUUGCUGAGGAUUCCCAACUACGACUCGCUCAACAAGUGGCUCAAUCAAUUCAGGCCAUCUGCAAGGUGUGACAAAGAGAUCAGAUGUCGAGCAGGAAUUCUGUACCCUGAUCUUGCGGUUCUUCGACGGGAUCUUCUCCCUCCUGCUGUACAGGUAACUGGAGACACCUUUUGUGUCGAGAUCAAACCGAAGCAGGGAUGGAUCCAUCCCGAAUCCACCCUGAAUGCUCUCUUUCCCGAGUGCAAUUCGAAAUUGUGCCGCUUCUGUGCCAUGCAGUAUCUGAAACUCGUUAAAAAGACGAUAAAACGUGUCAGUAAUUACUGUCCAAUUGACUUAUUCUCUGGCGAUCGCGAUCGUAUGCUGAGGGCUCUACGUGGACUCGUGGAGACGCCACAGAAUAACUUUCGCAUGUGGAGAGCCGGACAGCUGAUCUAUGGCGAUGCGAUGGACGCUGGAUUCCGAGAUGCUCUCGAAGAAACCAUGCAUCAGGGUGACUUCUUACAGAAUUUAGAUAAUUUCUUACAACUCCUCUUGGAAGCCAUACUCAAAGACUACACAGGUGAAGAUGUGCCAAAUGCAGAUCAUCAGCUUCCAGCCGGAAGCGUUCUUCAGCAAAUCCUCACUGCUCAACUCUUCGCGAGGGAUAAUCUCUCAAUCGCCAUGGAAAAGUCAACUGAUGAGGAACACUCCUUUGCGAAUAUUGACAGAAUUCUGGCAAAGACUUGCGACAACCCCUCAGAGGAUUGGCUGUCGUCUCUGGAUGGAGUGGAGAAGUACUUUCUCGGUGCCACCGCCCUCGAUUGCUCCCUGAUGAUGACAUUCCAAAAAGUCGCUGCCGGAGACACAGAGGAGAAGCACACAAUCCAUGUGGCUGGCGGGAAGUUCAUAGUGUCCAUGACAGUGAUGGAUUUGGAUCCCAAAGCCGAUUCCCAUCCAUUCAAGUAUGUUAAACAGACAAGGAUGUCGUACAACGCGCACAGCGAUUUUGUUGCUAGCGGCUAAAAAUAGUUUUAAACAAGUAUUAUCUACUAGAGAAGGACGAAUAAAGAGGUUUUUGGAAGAACUUUU
Molecule: messenger RNA, 1597 nt
Organism: Phlebotomus argentipes
Lineage: Eukaryota; Metazoa; Arthropoda; Insecta; Diptera; Psychodidae
Gene: Ipk1
Product: inositol-pentakisphosphate 2-kinase
Exons: 6
Coding region: 230-1531 (433 amino acids)
Biological process (GO): inositol phosphate biosynthetic process
Cellular component (GO): nucleus
Molecular function (GO): inositol-1,3,4,5,6-pentakisphosphate 2-kinase activity; ATP binding
Source: RefSeq, a predicted model, not a curated record